This is a messenger RNA of Carlito syrichta (Philippine tarsier), 1103 nucleotides long. It is a transcript of the gene HOXC6, whose product is annotated as homeobox C6. The record is from RefSeq and is a predicted model, not a curated record. Gene Ontology annotation, biological process: regulation of transcription by RNA polymerase II; anterior/posterior pattern specification. Gene Ontology annotation, cellular component: nucleus. NCBI's taxonomy places the organism in Eukaryota, Metazoa, Chordata, Mammalia, Primates, Tarsiidae. The coding region runs from base 445 to 906 and encodes 153 amino acids. Gene Ontology annotation, molecular function: RNA polymerase II cis-regulatory region sequence-specific DNA binding; DNA-binding transcription factor activity, RNA polymerase II-specific. The transcript has 3 exons.
GACGCCUCCGCCCCUCCCCUCUCCCCGGCACUGCCUCCGGCCCCCUCUUGCAACUCUGCUUAAUUUUACUUGGCUUUUUGAUGAUUGGGAUUAUUCUUUUUUAUUUUUGAUUUCAUGUAAAGUACAUGUGUGUGUGUGGAGCUGAGACAGGCUCGGCAGCGGCACAGAAUGAGGGAAGACGAGAAAGACAGAGAGUGGGAGAGAGAGAGAGGCAGAGAGAGAGGGAGAGAGGGAGAGUGACAGCAGCGCCCGGACGUCCUCCCCAACGUCGCCCUCAAUUCCACCGCCUAUGAUCCAGUGAGGCAUUUCUCGACCUAUGGAGCGGCCGUUGCCCAGAACCGGAUCUACUCGACUCCCUUUUAUUCGCCACAGGAGAAUGUCGUGUUCAGUUCCAGCCGGGGGCCGUAUGACUAUGGAUCUAAUUCCUUUUACCAGGAGAAAGACAUGCUCUCAAACUGCAGACAAAACACCUUAGGACAUAACACACAGACCUCAAUCGCUCAGGAUUUUAGUUCUGAGCCGGGCAGGACUGCGCCCCAGGACCAGAAAGCCAGUAUCCAGAUUUACCCCUGGAUGCAGCGAAUGAAUUCGCACAGUGGGGUCGGCUACGGAGCGGACCGGAGGCGCGGCCGCCAGAUCUACUCGAGGUACCAGACCCUGGAACUGGAGAAGGAAUUUCACUUCAACCGCUACCUAACGCGGCGCCGGCGGAUUGAGAUCGCCAACGCGCUCUGCCUGACCGAGCGACAGAUCAAAAUCUGGUUCCAGAACCGCCGGAUGAAGUGGAAAAAGGAAUCGAAUCUCACGUCCACGCUCUCGGGGGGCGGCGGAGGGGCUACCGCCGAUAGCCUGGGCGGAAAAGAGGAAAAGCGGGAAGAGACAGAAGAGGAGAAGCAGAAAGAGUGACCAGGACUGUCCCCGCCACCCCUCACCCCUCUCCCUCGCUCCCCCCGGCUCCCCCCUAAUCACACUCUCUGUAUUUAUCACUGGCACAAUUGAUGUGUUUUGACUCCCUAAAACAAAACUCGGGAGUCAAACGUGGACCUGAAAGUCGGCGCUGGACCCCUCCCUCUCCGCACAACUCCGCCACCACACGCCUCCGC